CUGUGUGGUGCCCCGCUGCAGGGCCCGGGCCAGGAGCUGGGGGUGGCGGAGGUCGGAUCCCCAGCCCAGGCCUAUGAUGGUAUGGGGCGAGUGCGAGGGCAGCCUGUCAAACUGGUGCCAAGCCCCCUCUGUCGCUCUGUCUCUCUCAGUUCACGUGGAGCCGGAUGUGGGAAGAGCAUGGAUAUGGGUAACCAACACCCUGCCAUCAGACGGCUCCAGGAGAUCCAGAAGGAAGUCAAGGACCUGGAGCAGCAGGUGACGGCCUUCAGUGGCUUGUCCGCAGACCGGGAGUACAAGAAGCUGGAGCGGGCCCUGACCAGGCAGCUGUUUGAGAUCGAUUCUGUGGACACGGAGGGCCGAGGGGACGUCCAGCAAGCCCGCAAGCGGGCGGCCCAGGAAACGGAGAGGCUGCUGAAGGAGCUGGAGCAAAAUGCCAACCACCCGCACAGGCUGGAGAUCGAGGCCAUCUACAAGGAGGCUCAGUCCCUCGUGGAACGGGAAAUCACCCCUUUCUAUAAAGGAGCCAACUGCAUCAGCGAUGAGUUUGAAGAGGGUCUUCAGGACAUCAUCCUGAGGCUCACUCAGGUGAAAACCGGAGGGAAAGUCUCCUUGCGGAAGGCGAGGUACCGCACAGUGACAAAAGUGUGCAUGGUUCAGGAGAUCAUAGAAAGCUGCGUCAAGCAGCAGCCUUCCCUGCCGCUGUCGGACAACGUGCAUCCUUCCGUUUCCAAAAUUAACUCUGUCCUGUGUGAUGUGAACAAAGCUAGAGGGACGCUUAUUGCGCUUCUAAUGGGAGUAAAUAAUAACGAAACCUGCAGGCACUUAGCAUGCGUGCUUACCGGCCUGAUGGCUGAUCUGGAUGCUUUGGAAGUUUGUGGCCGCACAGAAAUAAGAAAUUACAGAAAGGAAGUGGUGGAAGAGAUCAAUAAGUUACAGAAAUACCUGGAUUUGGAAGAGGAAGCUGACACAACUUCAGCUUAUGACUUGGCCCAAAAUCAGUCCAUUCUGAAAAUAGAAGAGAUCCGCAAAAAAAUGAAAGAAGUUCAUUCUGUAUUUUUAAGAGUGGAAAGUGCUUCUGACUUGUAUUUGGGAUCUAAGGCAGAAUUGCAAGGAUUAAUCAUGUGCUUGGAUGAAGUGAGUCCAGGAAAGAAUCCAUGUAUCAGAGAAGCCAGGAGAAGAGCAGUGAUCGAAGUGCAAACUCUUAUAACAUACAUUGAUUUAAAAGAAGCAUUAGAAAAAAGGCGAAUGCACAGUGAUCAAGUUAAUGCUGAACAUCACUCCCACAAAGCAGUCUGGAGCGUGCUUGGAAGUCUUUCUCAGAUUCAGCAGGAGGUGCUGUCAUUUGAUGGAAACCGAGCUGAUAAGAACUACAUGAGACUGGAAGAGCUUCUCACGAAGCAGCUGUUAGCCCUUGAUGCUGUUGACCCUCAAGGAGAUGAACGCUGUAAGGCUGCCAGAAAGCAGGCAGUUAAGCUUGCCCAGAAUAUUCUUUACUAUCUAGACAUGAAAACAGAUGAGUGGGAGUACUGAAACAGCCACGGUCCCCGUGAGAUAUUGCUUUCUCUUUUUUUGCACUUUAUAUAAACUGAUAGUCCCAUGAGCAGCAGAUAAUUAAAGUUUGUGUUGUUUUAAUAUUUGCUCAAGUUGCAGAGACUGCAUAAAUAGUUGGCUUGACAGCUAUCCCACGCUUUCACUCACUUGCCAUGGCAACUGUCCGCCUACCCUUAACCAUUCAGUUUUCAUCACUGCCAUAUGUAGAUGAUGAUUUCUUGCGUUGCUGAGUGAUGAUCAGAGUGUCUUAUGUUGGGUCAAGCUUUUUUUUUUUUAAGAAACGUAAUACAAAAGUUAGGGGCUGCAGACUUCUCAAAGAGGCAGGGGAUUCCUUAAAGUAAAUUACUGGGAAAAGUACCAAAGGAAGACAGGGAACUAAAACUAUUGCCCAAAUUCAAGGUUAAAUCUAGCAACUGUAUAGCAGCAUGGACAUACUUUUAAUGUGCUGUUCCAAUCAGAAGGAUUAAAUGCAAAAAAAAAGUAUGUUGGUUUUUCUUUUGUGCUUGAUUUUAUUCCAACUAUUUCAUUCUACAGUGUUUGGUGUCAUUUCAUAACAGUAUUACAAGACAACUUGCAAAUUAACAUUUACAUACAUAACGCCCAGCUGGUUAGUAUUAUAAGAAAAUGGACGGACCUAGGGAAAAGUUCCUCCUAUUCUGGUUCUCAUUUUGUUUUAAAGUAAUUAUGAUAUUUUAAAGAACAGAAAAAAAUUAUAGCAGGCACUGAGUGGAGAAAAGUGAGAUCUAUAGGGUUUUAUACUGCCAUCCAUAAAGCCUGGACUGGAUCUUGUGCAAGUGCCAUUUAGAUCCUUUCUGAUCCUGUUCUUGAGUGUGGAUGUGAUAAAUCUUCUCAUCAAUCUAUGAGCAUGGAAACCAUUUUUACUAUUGCUUGUGGAUACAUCUGAUUUAACCUUGUAAAACUAGGUAGUUACAACGUUGUCUGUGCUUUUAUACCCAAGUUACAGAUCUCAUAGUGGUCAAAUGUAACUUCAGAUGCUAACACUCAAAAGACUUGUAGUGUAAUGUCUCUUCUCUUAAUUCACUGGUUACUGGUUUGGUUCUUCAGCUCUUUAAAUAAAACUGAUUAUGCUGCUUUCUGCAGUACCCUUUUCUUCUGGCCCUGGGAACUAAUUAGCCAGCACAAAUCAUGUUUCCACUGUAGCAAAUGUUUGGUGGCGCACAGACAGCUGCAUUAAAUGGCCUUAAUGGAUCAAAAUAUGUUUAAAUAUAUCCCUCAUCUGAAUAACUCCUUUACAGACCUGUCACUUGUAAAUCAAACUUAAAAAGAUUAUUUCACAGAUUCACAGAAGUUUGCAGCAUUUUAACAAGUGCAACCCAUUUCAGUUAUUAAUUCAAUUUUUUUUAACUAAUUUGAGGCCAAAGUACUUUCUGUGAGAGACAAGUGCCUUUCUAAUUUCACCUGAAGUUAAUACCAAUGUAGGAACUAUUAAUUUAUUGUCAGUAUGACACAUCUACACCAGCAGGAUUAUCCAAUGUAUUAUUCCGCUAACCCAUAUCAAAUUAAUACAAGGUGACUGCCAUGAUUUAAUGGGUUAGAGGGGACUUUGACUCUGCUUCAGGAGUUCCGAGUUCCGUUUGCAAACCAAAUUAUAAUGUGUGAAGGAUUGGGACCAUUGGCAAAUCUUUCUAUUCCUCAGAUUGUACGAAGGGGACGACCCUGUCUUUACUUCAUCUUUACCUCAUCUUUACUUGCUGAAUUUUGCCAAUGAUGUCUUUAAACAUCACCUGGCAAAGAAAAUGCAUGGAAGGUUUGUUUAUUUUUUUAAAUAGCUAUAGUAGAUUGUAAUAUGUUAGAUGCCGGAGGUUUCUGCCUAUAUUUUACACUUAUAGAGGGCUAUUCCUGUAGCUUUCCCUCCCUUGUUUGAAAAAAAAAUUGCUUCAGCCAUGUGACACUGUAGUUUCAGUCUAUUUUUGUAUUAUUGGCAAAAAGGAAUGGUGAUUAGUGGUAUUUAACAUCUGAAUUAUUUUGCUUAUGUUUAGAAAGGACAUUUCAGUUUCCUGCCUACUUGAAUUGUAGUCUCCAAUGAGUAUUUGCAACUUUCAUGAGAUGUAACAUUUUUAUUGUGCUAGAUCGUGUUUGAUUCUUUAAUCCAGACAUUUUUGAUACUGUCAAGUUUUCAGUUUUACAGCUAUUGUUUACCAGCUUGGUUUUAUCAUUCAUAUUCCUCUUAGUUCUGUACACAUUUUCACAUUUCUGAAUCGCUUGUGUAGCAAUGUAUAAUAGAAGUUUCUAUUUGUUUCUAUUGUGAAAUCAGUAGCACCUUGAUGGGUUUAAGAAUGAGUAGCUAAAUAAGGUUUCAGUAACAACAUUUUGUGUGAACUUUGGUUUUUUCAUCUUUUGACAGUCAUCUAGUCAGUGCAGCAUUUAAAACUUGUGGUGAGAUCCCUCUCUGGUACAUUAUUAGUAAUUUGUUUCUGCAUGGAUGAAAAUAGUAAACUAAAUAAGCUAAACCAAAAAAGUAUGGUGCAUGAUUUUUAAGGAAUCCUGUUUCUGUGCUGAAGAAUGUAAUUUAUCUUUGUUUUGUAUGCAAAAUGGCUUGAGUACACAAAUGCUUUUUUUCUUUCCAUUCUUGGGGACUGAAAUUUAAUUAUCCAGCAAAAUGUAAAAGGACCAACUCACAAAAGGCUGCAUUUCAUAAUUAAAUGGAACUUAAUGGCUUUUGUGUGCUAUGCCUUUACAUAGUAGCAAAAGAAAUGUGUUAAUGUGUGUUUUGAGAAAGUCAUUAAAUCAUGAUAGUUGCUUGCUUUUGUAUUGAUUUAUGAGUGAGUUUGAAUUGAAGCACCUUAUUUUCAACUUGGUAACACUAACCUUUUUGCUCCUUUGUCAGUGUGGAGAGGGGUAUCAGGUUGAUUUAUGCUCUUUUGUUUUCUUUAAGUAGGGUUUCUAUUUUUUUAACUUAAUGGAAAUGUGUGUAACUAAUGAAUGUACAUGAUCUUCUAUAAAAUGUCUAUCUCGGUUUGUCUGUAUACAUAUGGUUACAUUAGAGUGUAAAAGGUUAACAAUUGUUUGGUUAUCCCUAAUUAAUAAUAAACUAUUUUAUUGCCUUGUA
Gavialis gangeticus (Gharial) is the source of this 4621-nucleotide messenger RNA. It is a transcript of the gene BAG5, whose product is annotated as BCL2 associated athanogene 5. The transcript has a single exon. Gene Ontology annotation, cellular component: cytosol; membrane; nucleus. Gene Ontology annotation, molecular function: protein-folding chaperone binding; adenyl-nucleotide exchange factor activity. The coding region runs from base 82 to 1530 and encodes 482 amino acids. Gene Ontology annotation, biological process: protein stabilization; negative regulation of protein ubiquitination; regulation of inclusion body assembly. Lineage: Eukaryota; Metazoa; Chordata; Crocodylia; Gavialidae. The record is from RefSeq and is a predicted model, not a curated record.